AUGCGCGGCCCUAAAGUGCGUGACGGCGUGAGCGUAGGACUUGUGAUCGCGACGACCAUCUCCCGCGAUGUAGCCGUCAUCGGCGGCGGCGCGGCGGGUGCACAUGCUGCCGUCUGGUUGCGCGAUCACGACAAGUCGGUGGUGGUAGUGGAAAAGGCCUCGCAACUGGGCGGCCACACGGCUUUCUACGAGGACCCAGCGACGGGCAAAGUGAUCAACGUCGGUGUCCAAGCCUGGAUGGAGUACAAAAACACUCUCGAAUUCGUGGAGCGGAUGAACGUCUCGACGAGCGGGUCCAUGCAGUUCACCACGCUCGACUACCAGUACGUCGAUUUCAAGACGGGCGAGCCAGUCCCCGACUACGCCGCGCCUGUGCCGGACGACAUGUACCCCGCGCUGCAGAGGUACCUCGACGUCCUCGAAAAAUACGAGGACAUGGUGCUGCCCGGCUUCUUCAACUUCCCCGAGCCCGAGUCCAUCCCGGAGGAUCUGACCAUGCCCUUUGGCGAGUUCGUGGAGAAGUACGAUCUCGAGGCCGCCGUGCCCCAGAUCUGGGACUCUACCGCAAUGGGCCUCGGCGAUACCAUGAACGUGCCCACCCUAUUCGUGAUGCAGGCGUCCGGCGUCCCCAUGGUCCGCGCCUUGUUGGGCGUCGCUGCUGCCGCCGUUCCGCCCUCUGGCCGCUUAUUCGACCUAUUCGAGGCCAUCGCCAAGUUUCUAGGCGACGAUGUCCUCUACUCCAGCACCGUAGUCUCCGCGACGCGACAGGAUAACAAAAUAGUUUCGCUCAAGGUGGAAAACGACGACGGGGACGUGACCUGCAUCGAGGCCAAGCGCCUCCUCACAGAGAAGGACGUUUUCGACAAAUUCGAGUUCGCCACCGUUUACGCCGGACUGCUCCGACACCCAUCGCUGCAAAACAGUACCAGCUACACGAACAGGUCGCCCACCACCGGCUCAAGCAACUACACCAUCUUCCCCACCGCCUCCCAGGUCGGCCGUAUCGACUACGUCGGCGGCACCGAGGAUCUAUUCCAGUUCACCGCCGUGGGCACGGAAAAGGACACCGCCGAGAGCAUGCAGGCUCUCAUUGCCAAGACGAUCGAUACCAUGAUCGAGGCGGGCACCGCUCCGGAAUCCGAAGGUGACCUCUCGUUUCCUUACUUUGCGAACCACGGCAAGAUGCACCCGCACGUGACAGCAGAGGACCUUCGCGCCGGCUUUAUCCAGAAGCAGCUGGCCCUUCAGGGCCAUCGCUUUACCUGGUACACUGGCGCUGCUUUCUCCGCGGGCUUCACCACCGUGCUGUGGGAAUACAACGACAUCUUACUGCCCAGCGUGAUUGAGGGGCUGUGA
Molecule: messenger RNA, 1356 nt
Organism: Parascedosporium putredinis
Lineage: Eukaryota; Fungi; Ascomycota; Sordariomycetes; Microascales; Microascaceae
Source: the annotation of a GenBank genome assembly